GAGAGAAUGAGCAACGUAGACCGUCCGGGAGCAGAGGAGAGGAUGAAGCGAACAACUUUCCUGCUGGUGUUUGGAGUCGUCCUGAGCUUCUGUCAGGCUCAGUCGGAGACCGGAGUCGAUGAGACGGGUGGGGAGGAGGAACAUGUGGAGCUCUUCACCACACCUCAGACUAAGAUGGGUGCCGCUACCUCGGACUUUGGGUACAACCUGUUCCGUGCUCUGGCGAGCCGCGAUGCUGCAACCAAUGUCUUCCUGGCCCCCAUUAGUGUGUCUGCAGUGCUGACGCAGCUCUCCAUGGGAGGGUCUGAGCGUGCUCAAAGGCAGCUGUUUAGGGCUCUGAGGUACCACACCCUGCAGGACCCUCAGCUCCACAACACCCUGAAAGACCUGUUGGCAUCAGUCAGGGCGCCCGGCAAAGGCCUGAGCACCGCGGCGCGGAUCUACCUGGCAAGACGACUUCGUCCGAAGCAGGAAUUCUUCCCGCUUGUGGAACAGCAGUAUGGAGUCCGUCCCAAGGCACUGCAGGGAGGAACAAGGGAUAUGAAAGAUAUCAAUGACUGGGUGGCUCAGGAGACAGGCGGGAAGGUACAGCGCUUCUUGACCACAUCCUUACCACGAAGCAUUGGAGUGAACACUGUGAGUGCUGCCUACUUUAAAGGGAAGUGGGUGACUCGGUUCGGUCAGAGUGGAGCAAUGGAGAACUUCCAAGUGGAGGGUGGGGCACCUGCACAGAUUGCAAUGAUGCAACAGGAUAACUACCCUGUGAAGAUGGGGGCCGACUCAGAUUUGAGCUGUGUCAUCGCCCAGAUCCAGAUGCAGGACGAUGUCAGCAUGUUCAUCUUCCUGCCUGAUGAGGUGACCUCCAACAUGACACUGCUGGAGGAGAGUCUGACUGCUGAGUUCGUCCAGGACCUCUCCAUGACGCUUCUUCCUGCCAAGGUGUCCCUCACUCUCCCCUCACUGAGGCUCAGCUACUCCACAGACCUGCUGCCGCUGCUCAGCGACCUGGGACUCUCUGAUUGGCUAGCGGACACAGACCUGGAGAAGAUCUCCACUUUAUCUGCCAAGCUCAGCAGCGUCAAUCACAAGGUCGUCAUGGAGAUGGCACCCGAGGGUAACCAGUACCCCGGCACCACGUCAACAGCAAGCCACCUGUCCUACCGAGUGGACCGGCCCUUCCUCUUCCUGAUCCGGGACGAAGCUUCAGGGGCACUGCUCUUCAUUGGCAGGGUGGUCAACCCCAAGGCCCUGACAAUAUAAGACACACACACGCACACACACUCUUAGCAGGUCCUAGGAGGGAUUUCAGGUGUUUGCUUUGCGUUUGUGGUGGCAGAUGCUUGUGAGAAUAUUUGAUUUUGAUUUGAUUUUACACGAUUCUUUACUUUUCAUGUUGAAACAUAUUAAUCUGACAGGAUACAGAAACACACUGAUGAUACUCUGAGUUUACCAAAGCAUUGUUUUUUAAGAAAUCAAAUAUUGUCAUUUGUGUGAAAUGAAAUAAACACGACAAUGAAACA
Chelmon rostratus (copperband butterflyfish) is the source of this 1520-nucleotide messenger RNA. RefSeq names its product serpin peptidase inhibitor, clade F (alpha-2 antiplasmin, pigment epithelium derived factor), member 1 (gene serpinf1). The record is from RefSeq and is a predicted model, not a curated record. Gene Ontology annotation, biological process: negative regulation of endopeptidase activity; negative regulation of angiogenesis. The coding region runs from base 7 to 1260 and encodes 417 amino acids. Lineage: Eukaryota; Metazoa; Chordata; Actinopteri; Chaetodontiformes; Chaetodontidae. The transcript is spliced from 8 exons. Gene Ontology annotation, molecular function: serine-type endopeptidase inhibitor activity.